Messenger RNA from Protopterus annectens (West African lungfish), 4415 nucleotides. Its product is annotated as leucine-rich repeat neuronal protein 2-like. NCBI's taxonomy places the organism in Eukaryota, Metazoa, Chordata, Ceratodontiformes, Protopteridae. The coding region runs from base 1092 to 3236 and encodes 714 amino acids. The transcript is spliced from 7 exons. Gene Ontology annotation, molecular function: protein binding. The record is from RefSeq and is a predicted model, not a curated record.
AUUACAAAGGAGAACUGAGUGGGUAGACUGACAGCCCUACUGCCUCCUCCAGGAACUGAAAGAGAAAUGACAUAAACCAGGGAAAAGGAAAAAGAGAGAGAGAGAGAGAAAUAACUGGAAAUCUCAGCUUGCUUGCUUGCUUGCCUGUCUAUUAACGGAAAGAAAAAGCAGCACACAAGAUACAUCUUUUCCUUUGUAUUAGCCUGCAGACAGCAGUAUUUGUUUGUUAUAAGACUCAAGAAGGAGAUAGUGUGUGGUGUGAUUCUUCUCUGAGCCAGGCAAAGGGUUGUUGAAGCAUCAUCUGUACUAGGAGUGAAAGACGAGAGAGAGAAAAAGAGAUACGCAGCCCAUCUUAUACAAAUGUUUUUCUGUCCAGAAGACAUUUCAGAACACAAGCACAGUCAAACAUAUCAUAAUCGAAUUCUGGGCUACAUUAUUAAAAAUCUAUGCAAUCAACAUUUCGUAAAGUGACUCUCAAUCUCUAAUUGAAUAGUCCUGAAGCACUGCUAACAUCCAAGUCAAAAGUACAACACAGUAGGCACUUAAGUGCAAGAAAUUUGAGAUCAGCAGAUUCAACAAAAGGUAUAGAAGAAUUACAGUUUAAAAGGAAAUCAAGUCAUUAAUCCUCUAAAACUGGAGGCACUUGGUAAGUUGACUGAACCACACAGACCCUUUCUCAGCCAUGGCCUAGUUACUUAAAAUAUACCAGGAAUGAAGGCAAGUGGAAACACUAUUUAAAGAUAAUGUACAAAGAUAUCAGAUUUGGUAGUAACAUUUUAUUUCAUCUGGGAACAUUUCAUUUUGUCAGAAGAAAUAUGUGAUAUCACCUGGGAAAUGAUGCACAUCAAACCUUUAUGCUAUGAAAAAUGUUUGCAGGAAGAAAAAAAUCUUCACUAAUGCGAUGCUCUGUUAUCAGUGCUUGAAUUAUGCAUCAAUCCACAGAUACUUCUAGUUAUGUUCCUGUCUGGAGAAAUGCAGCAGUCAUUAUAAAUUGUUAAACAGGCUGUUUUAAAAGCUGCUCCCAAGCAAAUAUAUGCUUUUGCGUUCAAGAUGGAUUUUAAAAUAUUUAAUCCUAAGUAGCUAAAAAGCACAUGAAAAACUUGAGGGGAAAAAUGAGACUGCUUCAAAUUAAUUUCUUUAUUGGCAUGGCUACUGCCAUAGCCCUUCAAGUAGUACCAUGGAAGGUAAAAUGCCCCCAGCAGUGUGUUUGUCAAAUAAGACCUUGGUACACACCAAAGUCUGCAUAUAGAGAAGCACCGACUGUUGACUGCAAUGAUUUACUGGCUAUAAAAGUCCCUGUAAAUUUGCCAAGUGAAACUCAGACAUUGCUGCUUCAAAGCAACAACAUUGCAAAGAUUAACCAAGCUGAUGUGGACUAUCUGAAGAACCUGUUGGAGCUAGAUUUAUCCCAGAAUAGCUUCUCCAGUAUUCAUGACUUUGGUAUCAGGAAUAUGCCACAACUCCUGAGUCUUCACCUGGAAGAAAACCAGCUGAAGGAAUUAUCUGAGAGCUGCUUUUCUGGGCUGCCUCAGCUCCAAGAACUGUAUCUGAAUCAUAACCAACUAAAGGCAAUCUCUCCUCGAGCUUUUACAGGACUUGGCAACCUUUUAAGGCUACACCUUAAUUCUAAUCUCUUGUGGGUGAUUGACAGCCGCUGGUUUGAAGAACUGCAAAGCCUGGAAAUACUUAUGAUUGGAGAAAAUCCUGUGUUUUCCAUUUUAGACAUGAACUUUCGACCAUUAACCAAUCUGAGAAGUCUUGUUCUUGCUGGAAUGAACUUAAAGGAGAUUUCUGAUUAUGCUUUAUAUGGUCUAAUGAACUUAGAAAGCCUCUCUUUUUAUGAUAAUAAAUUGGUUAAAGUGCCAAAGGAAGCUCUUCAGAAGGUCCCCGGCCUGAAAUUUCUGGAUUUAAAUAAGAAUCCAAUACAAAGAAUUCAGCAGAAUGAUUUUGCAAACAUGUUACAUCUCAAGGAACUUGGCAUAAAUAAUAUGGAUGAACUAGUUUCUAUCGACCAGUAUGCUCUAAGCAACCUUCCAGAGCUAACCAAACUGGAAGUGACCAACAACCCCAAACUAUCCUUUAUCCACCCAAAUGCAUUCCAUAUGUUGCCACAGAUGGAAACUCUUAUGUUAAACAACAAUGCACUUAGUGCCUUACAUAAACAGACUGUGGAGUCACUUCCUAAUUUACAAGAAAUUAGUAUCCACAGUAAUCCCAUCCAGUGUGACUGCAUCUUACGUUGGGUCAAUACAACAGAAAAUCAUAUCAGAUUCAUGGAACCACAGUCUACUCUAUGUGCUGACCCUCCAGACCUGAAGCACAGACAUGUUCGUGAAGUUCCCUUUAGGGAAAUGACAGACAGAUGUCUACCACUAAUAUCAGUGAAUAGCUUUCCUCCCCACUUAGACGCAGAAAUGGGUGAGACCCUCUCAUUUCACUGCAGGGCCCUUGCAGAACCCGAACCUCAAAUCUACUGGGUAACUCCUUCAGGGUUCAAAAUUUUGCCUUUCUCAUACUACGGGAAAUACAAGGUUCACCCAGAAGGGACAUUAGAAAUUCGGAACAUUACUAUCAGGGAAGGUGGAGUGUAUACUUGUGUAGCCCACAACUUGAUAGGUGCUGACACAAAAAGUGUCACUGUCAAAGUAAAUGGAAAGCUUCCCAUUGGAGAAGACAGUAUCAGGUUUUAUACAGAAGAGGUUCAGGCAUACCAUGCCCUUGUAUCAUGGAAACUUAACUUAAAUACUGUAUCAACUAAUCUUACCUGGUGGGGCCUCACAGACAGUACUACCUAUGAUAGUACAAAUAUGGCCAGAGUUCCAACAGGUACCAGUAUGUACAAUAUAACAAGGCUUCAGCCAUCUACCGAUUAUGUGGCUUGUUUGCAUGUGGCUUACAUCAACUUACAGAUGAAGGUUUCUUGUGUUAGUAUAAGGACUGUGGAAGUUACUUUUCAACACAGCAUUAAAGAAGCUGGAAAAAGUGUCAUCAUAGUUGGAGCUUUUUGCAUCUCACUUCUAGCAGUGACCAUUGUAUUCCUCUGCAGCUUUGGGUUUUUAAGAACACAAUACUGCUUCUACAAACAGUUGCAACAGCAGAGCAAAGAACCCAUGCAGGAUAGUUUGACCUGUUCAGUACAGGAUAUUUACCCCUCAUUUGUUAAACCCUCAAUGACAGGCAUGAAUAUUAGCCAGGGAAUAGGGAUUGAAGUAAAGACUACAACCCUGGAUUCAUGAGUGGACGGCUGAGAUAAUUAGAACAUGAAACUCAGCGUCUGUGUAUUCCUAAGACAAUGUGAAAGAGAUGUCAGCAAAGUAAUUAGGGCUUUUUGUAUGUAUCCUGUCUGCUGCAUAAAAUCUUAAAUGAGCUAACAACAUUUAUAAGAUUCAUGACAGAGGAAAGCCAAUCCCAUUAUAGUUAGGAGAAGUAAAAAAAGUAAACAAUUCUGAACUCCAACUGUUGAAUCAUAUAGCUACUUAUUAUGGAAAGACAUGACUAAAAAAAGAAAGAGACUUUUUCAUCUGCAAAAUUGCCUGUAGUGCAGGAUCUGGAAGGAAAUAUUCCAUCUAACCAGGCACUGUUGUUUAGCACUAUGACAAUGAAUGCAAAGCCUGAAAAAAUAUUACAGGAUACAUCAAGAAAAUUUAAUAAAUUCCCAAGAUAUUACUUGGCAACUAAUACAUUCUGCAGCUUUUACUGGAAACCUGUUUUCUAGGACGUUGUGCAUAAGUGUUGAAAUGAAGUUCCUCUUCUGUUACUCUUUGUAUGUCCUUUGUAUAAAUGUGUACAGGUAAAAAAUAUAGUUAAAACAUGGCUUUACAAAAAAAAAGAGAGUAACUCUCUUUCAGGGUGAUUUUAUGAAUGCUGUUUCUUCAUCAUCACAACUUGCAAUUGUACAUCUGGAUCCACAGAGAAAUCACUGUAAAGCAUAAUGAGAAAUAACAUUUUAUUCUUGUUCACCUUUACCUGGCUGCGCAGCAAAUAUAUGUAUGUAUAUAUAGAUAGAUAGAUGCAUACAUAUACAGCAGUGGGUAAGGUCUUCAGAAUUAUUUUACCAGGAUUUUUAGCAAGCAAGAUCUCUGCAAAUCUUUCUCUGAAUAAAGAGUUUGUUUUUGUUUGUUGGUUUUCUUAAUAACCUGAUGUGCAAUUUCUGUGCUAGUCUUGAUGUAAGAGACAGAUUCUGUCUGGAGAAGAGCAAAGUAAUUACAUCUGACAUGCAUUUUGUACAAAAGUGUAAUCAAGGCAAAGUAAAGUGCUGGUGCCCUUAAUGUGGUCACCUGUCUGAAGAUGAGAGUAGUAGUGACGCUUACAGUUUCAGGAAAAGGUUGCACAUCUUAGUAUGACCAGUUGUAUGACUGCCAACAUUUUCUAUAAUACAGUUGUUCAACAUUCUAAAAUAUUAUAUUUGAAGACCA